Arvicola amphibius (Eurasian water vole) is the source of this 3100-nucleotide messenger RNA. RefSeq names its product LSM14A mRNA processing body assembly factor (gene Lsm14a). Gene Ontology annotation, cellular component: P-body. The transcript has 11 exons. The record is from RefSeq and is a predicted model, not a curated record. Bases 185 to 1573 code for a protein of 462 amino acids. Gene Ontology annotation, molecular function: mRNA binding. Gene Ontology annotation, biological process: P-body assembly; cytoplasmic stress granule assembly. Lineage: Eukaryota; Metazoa; Chordata; Mammalia; Rodentia; Cricetidae.
GCUGCCGCCGCCGCGCCGCGGUUUGAGGGCGGGAGGCUGGGGGAGGGUAGCGGAGCCGGCGCAGCCGCCAUGUUGGCUCUGAGGCGGCUGCUGUGAGGUGCCGAUUGAGCGGGCGGGCGUGCGGAGCGGCGAGCGCAGCGCGGGAUCUGCCUGAGUGCAAGCGACGAGCGACGGCGGCGACGCCAUGAGCGGGGGCACUCCUUAUAUCGGCAGCAAGAUUAGCCUCAUCUCCAAGGCGGAGAUCCGCUACGAGGGCAUCCUCUACACCAUCGACACCGAGAACUCCACGGUAGCCCUCGCCAAAGUUCGAUCCUUCGGUACAGAAGACAGACCAACAGACCGUCCAAUACCACCUCGAGAUGAAGUCUUUGAGUACAUUAUAUUCCGGGGGAGUGAUAUCAAAGACCUCACUGUUUGUGAGCCUCCAAAACCACAGUGUUCUUUGCCUCAGGACCCGGCUAUUGUUCAGUCCUCACUAGGUUCAUCAUCAUCUUCAUUCCAGUCGGUGGGUUCCUAUGGACCUUUUGGCAGGAUGCCAGCAUACAGUCAGUUCAGUCCAAGCACAUUGGUUGGACAGCAGUUUGGCGCUGUUGGUGUUGCUGGAAACUCCUUGACAUCCUUUGGAACAGAAGCAUCAAAUAGCAGUACCUUAUCCCAGAGCAGCACAGUUGGUUCUGCCUUCGCACAAGAUACAAGAUCUGUAAAACCACAGCUAGCCCAAGGUCGAUCAAGCCCUCAGUUAGACCCUUUGAGAAAAAGUCCAACCAUGGAACAAGCAGUACAGACCGCCUCGGCCCACUUACCUGCUCCAGCACCUGUUGGGAGAAGGAGCCCUGUACCAACCAGGCCUUUGCCAUCUACCAGCCAGAAAGCAAUAGACAACCAAGAGCACAGGCGAGCUGAAGUACACAAAGUCCCAAGGCCAGAAAAUGAGCAGCUCAGAAAUGAUAGCAAGAGGCAAAUAGUUCCAGGUGUUCCUUCUGUUCCAAGGAGAGGACGUGGGGGCCAUCGAGGUGGCAGGGGAAGAUUUGGUAUUCGUCGAGAUGGUCCGAUGAAAUUUGAGAAAGACUUUGACUUUGAAAGUGCAAAUGCACAAUUUAACAAGGAGGAAAUCGACAGAGAGUUUCAUAAUAAACUUAAAUUAAAAGAUAAACUUGAGAAACAAGAGAAACCUGUAAAUGGUGAAGAUAAAGGAGACUCCGGAGUUGAUACACAGAACAGUGAAGGAAAUGCUGAUGAAGAAGAUCCUCUUGGACCCAACUGCUACUACGACAAAACUAAAUCCUUCUUUGACAACAUUUCCUGUGAUGAUAAUAGAGACAGGAGACCAACGUGGGCUGAGGAGAGAAGGUUAAAUGCUGAGACGUUUGGGAUCCCGCUUCGUCCUCAUCGUGGCCGUGGGGGCUACCGAGGCCGAGGGGGCCUUGGCUUCCGUGGUGGCAGGGGACGUGGCAGUGGCCGAGGAGGGACCUUCACUGCCCCUCGAGGUUUUCGUGGUGGAUUCAGAGGUGGUCGUGGAGGCAGGGAGUUUGCAGAUUUUGAAUAUAGGAAAACCACGGCUUUUGGACCCUAAAAGGUCUGGAUUGGUCAUACUGCUUUCUGAAAGAAAGACAACAAAGUUGCUGCAUAGUCUACAAACAAGUCUUUGAAAAUAGGUGACUCCUAGCUCUUCCUGGUCCUGGAAAGUGGUUUCGGUCUUUGUGAAGAAUGAAGAAGUGAAGUUGCUGUCUGUCUGUCACCAGCUCUGGGUUUAUCUGUUUGUUUUUCUGCUUCAUUUCAAAGCUACACUGCAGUUGCUUUGGGGCAGAAAGGCUUGACAAGAGCAUAAGUGUGUGUGGAGUAGCAGGAGGUCAUGGUCCUUGCUUAGAGUCGAACUCCAGCGAGCUGAGUGGAACUGCUAAGUGUUUUCUCAUCACUGAAAGGAUUUUCUUAUCACUAAUUAAUUGUAUUCAGUGAUUACUUCGAGUUGCCUGCAGAUAGGCCGUGAUACUGUGUUUUGAGCCACAGAAGGUUGUGUGUGUGUGCGUGCGCGCGUGUGUGUGUGUGUGUGUGUCUGUAUCUUUUCCUUUCUUUUUGGAGAUUCUGUAAUAUGAGGUAGCUUAUUUCGACACUUAAUUAGGGUGCUGGAUGGUAGAGAAUUUUGUCACUCAACUAUGUACACACAGGUAAAUACUGUUUCUUAGGCAAAGGUAACUUUUUUAUAUAGUUGUAAAAUUCCAUUAUAUUCCAUUGCCAAAGAAACAUUAAGAACUUUGUAUAGCUGUAUAAAAAGCAACUAAUUUUUUAAAAAAAUAAACGUUUAAAGUCAGCAAACAUACGUGUCCUUGCAGAAGUCGGUGUGCUGAGGAGUAGGACUGUGGGUGGGUCCUUUCCCCCUUGCUUUCCAGGCUUAAAAGGUUUUGAUUUUUUUUUUUUAAUGUUUGGAACAUAAAUGAAGAUUUGAUAAUUUUAUUCCAUUAUCUAAAAAGGAUAAAUUAUUCGUGCAUAGUGUAUGGACUUCAUUUUGUAGCAAAUCAUAGAAUUUGUCCAAAUAACAGAUAUUUUCAGUGUAUGAAUGUAAAUAAUCAUAAAUGAGAAUGUACCUCGCUGUAUUUUCAAAUAAGUAACUUUCCCCCUUUGUAAGACAUUAAGACUGGCAUCAGUUGACCUGUUCCUCCUGCUAUGCCUGGAAUUCUGUUGCGAUGACACUGACUCCUGUUUUACUUCAAGAAGAUGGAGUUUUCAGAACCAUCUUGCACCUGUAAAACAUCACUAACACAGUCUGUGGGCCUGUGACCCACUGAUGACUCCAUGUACACGUUUGUUGCUAACUGUAAAUUACUAAUCUUUUUUGAUAUUUAAGCUAUAGUGAAAAAGAUCUGGCCACUUUGUGUUUUUGACGAAGGCCAUGGAAUAAAGGGAUCCAAAGAUUUGAUUACUUUUAUCUACUUUGAUUCUUGUUACCUUUCAGUAGUGAUAAAGGUGUGGGAAAUUGUACUGUAGGAGAAUCAGACUAAGUGUUGUUGGAGGAGCGGGCUGCGUCCCACCACCUGGCUAGCUUAACCCCCAAAAUAAUCAUACAGAAAUUGUAUUAAUUAAAUUACUGCUUGGCCCAUAAUAA